GGGGCUCCUCGCGAGGCCUGAGCGCGGCUGCGAUGACUCUGGCCGUCUUCUUCGGCUGCGCCUUCAUCGCCUUCGGGCCGGCACUGGCGCUCUUCCUGCUGACGGUGGUGGCCGAGCCGCUGCGCAUCAUCAUCCUCAUCGCAGGAGCCUUCUUCUGGCUGGCCUCACUUCUCUUAUCCUCGCUCGUCUGGUUCAUCGCGGCCAAGGCCAGCGACCCGUCCAACGAGGCACUCCAGAAGGGCCUCCUCAUCUUCGGCGUCAUCUUCUCGGUGCUGCUGCAGGAAGCCUUCCGCUUCCUCUACUACAAGCUGCUCAGGAAGGCGAUUGAGGGGCUGUUGGCCCUGAGUGAAGAUGGUUGCUCUCCCAUCUCCAUCCAGCAGAUGGCAUACGUGGCCGGCCUGGGUUUUGGGCUCAUGAGUGGUGCCUUCUCCAUGAUCAACCUGCUGGCAGACGCUCUGGGGCCAGGCACGGUGGGGAUCCACGGAGAUUCCCAGCUGUACUUCCUGACAUCAGCCUUCAUGACGCUGGUGCUGGUCCUUCUGCACACCUUCUGGGGGAUCAUCUUCUUCCAUGGUUGUGAGACCAAGCAGUGGUGGGAAGUGGGGGCUGUGGUGCUCACCCACCUGAUCGUCUCUGGCCUGACGUUCUGGAACCCGAUCUACCUGGGGAGCCUCCUCCCUGCCUACCUGCUCAUGGCAGGUGCUGCCAUCUGGGCCUUCCUCGUCUCUGGCGGCUCCAAAGAGAACCUGCGCCACUUCCUCCUGUGCCUGCGGAGUGGGACAGCGCCACCGCCCGGAUCCUGAGGCCCCGCUGGGCUCCCUCGCUCUGUCCUUUGGAGCCAUUUGCUGGGGCAAGGAGGAUGCAGCUGCUGUGCCUUUGGGAGUGCUUCUGGGCCCGAGGCGGGGGCCACUGGACUUGCCCCCCAGAAGCCCCUCUUGGGGCGAGUUGCUGUAGAAGGUCUGGGCCUGUCCUCCAGCCACAAUGGGCAUUGCAGCAGAGCUCCUGGACCCGGUGAAUCUGCAGCAAAAGCCCCUCCCUCCAGAGAGGGGUUCCUGGCUCUGGCCAGCUGGCAUUGUUUAAAUAGGGGGGUGGGCUUUGG
Lacerta agilis (Sand lizard) is the source of this 1099-nucleotide messenger RNA. Its product is annotated as gamma-secretase subunit Aph-1b-like. Lineage: Eukaryota; Metazoa; Chordata; Lepidosauria; Squamata; Lacertidae. Gene Ontology annotation, cellular component: endoplasmic reticulum; gamma-secretase complex; membrane. The coding region runs from base 33 to 803 and encodes 256 amino acids. The transcript is spliced from 7 exons. Gene Ontology annotation, biological process: protein processing; positive regulation of catalytic activity; Notch receptor processing. The record is from RefSeq and is a predicted model, not a curated record. Gene Ontology annotation, molecular function: protein-macromolecule adaptor activity.